This is a messenger RNA of Mytilus californianus (California mussel), 2219 nucleotides long. RefSeq lists its product as uncharacterized. The coding region runs from base 87 to 2162 and encodes 691 amino acids. The record is from RefSeq and is a predicted model, not a curated record. The transcript has 2 exons. NCBI's taxonomy places the organism in Eukaryota, Metazoa, Mollusca, Bivalvia, Mytilida, Mytilidae.
CAAAGAGGAGGAAGUUAAAUGUUGUUUUCAUGUAUCUUUGACCUUCUUUCAGAUCGACGAAUUGAUUCACACUACAGUUUGAUCUUAUGGAUAAUAUUUCAAUAUUAUAUCAAAGAGUUUUGAAAAAGGAUCACCAGAAAAAGGAGAACGAAAUAAAUCAGCUUAAUGUGAAACAUGCAGAAAAGGACUUGUCAUGUACAAAUGAAGCAGAGCAAACAUCUGUUUUUGACCAUUGCAAAUCACAGAAGAACCAGUGCAAAGAUGAGAUUGCUUCACACAUCCAAAUGAUUGCUUGGAAAUCGAAUCUUUUAUCGAACGUAAAAGUGAACGAAGUAAAUGUAAAAGUACCAACAAAAAUGGCUGGACCAUGUAAUGGCAAGGUCCCAAUUGUAGGUGAAUUUGGGUCUAUACUAGCAGUGCAUUCAAAUAUGUAUAUUGAAAAGCAACGUGAUCAUAUCCGUAAUGUAGCAAAACAAAUAAACAAAGCUAACCGUCCAUAUGUGUCAUACAUAAAGAAAACCAAAACUCAUACAGGACCUCAGUGGCCAUUUCAACCUUGGAUUAGUUGCACUUGGGGAAAUGACUUAAAUCCAGAUGUCUUUUUAAGUCUCUUUGACCCGUUUGUGGACCCACACACUGAAAGCAAAAGAUUGCCUAGAGAAAAUUUACUACAAUCAUCUCUUAAAGUUGAUCAAAGUAAAAUAAAUUAUCAGUUUAUAGACAGCGUUUGUAAAGAAAACUUGAAAUCUUCUCAAGAAGAGCACAAUCAAGAAUACGUGAAAGUCGUGAAUGAUAUGAAAGGUAUGCUGAAAACUGUCUAUGAUAUAUUAGCAGAAAAACAUAAAGUUUUUCAUCAUUAUAACAUUAUUGGAAUGGGAAGCAUGGCCGAAGGGACUAAGAUAGGAAACCCCGACGAAUUUGACUUCAUGAUAGAACUGCCGUGCUUGAACGAAGCAUUGGAAGUGUUGGAACCGCCAAUAUAUGAUUCUCUUCAAUCUGACGAGAAAAAAUCUCUUGGAAUUAAAAAAAGAAAAUUGUUUGACGAUUUUGAGGACAUUGAUCAGAGUGAAGAGAACGAUAAACAUUUUCUUAAAAGGGUAUGGAAUACUAUCCAGAUUGAAACUGCCAAUAUUUUAGAGACAAAUGCAGUACCCGGUUGGAAGUGGCUUGAUACAGUCCCUAUUUUUAUGACAGGACUUGCGCAGACGCAUACAUUACUCUUUUCAGGAGAAAAAUGGAAUCAGAUGGUCGUUCACGUUGACUUGUGUUUAUGCUUUAAACCACAGGACUUCAACAAUUUAAUGAAUGUAAAUCAAGAAAUUUUAGACAAGACUCGGCCUGGUAUUACAACGCCUAAGAAAAAGGCCGAAGAAAGGUAUGAUUAUUUAAUACUUCGAUCUGAUGGCGAGGCAAGAUGGACUCGGGCAGUGCGAGAAAAGGAAAUAUGGUAUAGGUAUUCUUCCAACAAUGGGAGAAAGGUAGUCUACCGCUGUUUAAAGUAUGCUGUUUCAACAUGUAUACCACGAAAAUAUAACGAGGCUCUCUUCCGAACUGAACCACUUGUUCCAUCCUACUGGAUCAAAACUAUUGUAUAUUACAUGAUGACUCAUUUCUGGAAAGAUACAUUUUGGACAGAGGAUAAAAUAACGACAAGGUUUGCAGAGUGUUUUUUAAUGUUAGUCAAAUGCCUUACAGAAAAGAAUCUUUCAAGUUAUUUCAUUCCGCAUAAUGUGUUAUCCAAAUUUUUUCCAACGUUGGUAAAGAGGUCUGACCUUGAGGAAGAAUACGGAAAUAUUCUUCAACAAUUAGAAGUCCUUAAUGAGGCAAUCUUCUUUCAACCGGUUGAAAUUAAAGAUAAGAACGUUUUUCAGCUUUUGUGUAAAAAAGCAGAAGAGAUGAGCGAUAUUGAAACAGAAAAUGGUCGUUUCAAGUCAGUAAUUGAACUUUGUUACUUUUAUGCAAACAAUGAUUUUAGUGACGAGAAUUUCAAAUCGUUAUGCUCGUUUAUAGAAUUGUUCAUGCCAGAAAGUGUAGAGGUUCAUGGUAAAGGAUCCGAAUUCCAAUUAACAUACAGAGGCACUAAUGUGAACCUCAACGGCAAAAUAUCCGAAUACUACGGCGAUGACACUGAAUAUUUUGGAAAACGAGACUGUAAAACUUGACCAAUUGUUCUCUAAAUCUCGUAUAACAUGAACUUAUGAAUUAAAUAUGAAAAAGAA